This is a messenger RNA of Papilio machaon (common yellow swallowtail), 1579 nucleotides long. RefSeq names its product stathmin-4 (gene stai). Bases 230 to 1105 code for a protein of 291 amino acids. Gene Ontology annotation, cellular component: neuron projection; cytoplasm. Gene Ontology annotation, molecular function: tubulin binding. The record is from RefSeq and is a predicted model, not a curated record. The transcript has 7 exons. Lineage: Eukaryota; Metazoa; Arthropoda; Insecta; Lepidoptera; Papilionidae. Gene Ontology annotation, biological process: microtubule depolymerization; neuron projection development; regulation of microtubule polymerization or depolymerization.
AGCGUCUGUCAUUCGCUGAAAUAAUUUGAGUUGAACGAAGUCUUCGAUAAUCGUAAUAUCCUGUCUUUCCUUCUUUUAGUUCAAAUUCAAUUUAUAACUGUUUCAACGGUGCAAAGUGCGAGAAGUUAUAAACGCGGGUUGCAGUUUAAAAAUUACAAUUCGUCGGACACUUGCAUAAAUCGGACGUUUUUAAACUUUGCAUUUCUUUGUUCACGUUGUAAAAGGAACCAUGGAAGUUGAAAACAAAGCUACCGAGAUCCGCUGCCAGGAGAUGUCAAAGGGCGGUCUGGCGUACGAGGUGAUCUUGGCAGAGCCGGUGGGCGUGCCUGCGCCCCGACGCGCUGACUCACCGGAGAAGACGCCAUCCGUCGAGGAGAUUCAGGAGAAGCUCAAGGCCGCUGAGGAAAGGAGACGUAGCUUGGAAGCAAGCAAGAUGGCUGCGAUCGCACAGAAGAUGGCCAAGAUCGAGGAGGCGUCGCGCAUCCGCAGCGAGCAGACCAACAACUUCAUCUGUACAACCAAGGAAGCGCUCGACGCCAAGAUGGACUCGCACGAGGAGAAGCGCGAGGCGUACAUCAGCGAGCUGCGCGCACGCCUCAAGGAUCACCUCGAGGGCGUCGAGAAGACCAGGUUGUCCCUGGAGCAGCAGACGGCGGAGGUGUACAAGGCGAUCGAGGAGAAGAUGAACACAGCCGCCGACAAGCGCGAUGAGAACAUCAAGAAGAUGCUCGAACGCUUGCGCGAACAUGAGGAGCAGGUGCAGAAGGUACGCGACGGUAACCGGGAGCGGUUCCAGCAGCUGGAGAGCGCUAUCCAGGAGAAGCUGCAGCAGGCCGCCGAGCGCCGCCUGCAGCUCGAGGCCGAGCAGAAGGAGAAGCUGCGCAACCAUAACAAUAAGCUAGCGGAGGUGAGGUCCGUCAUCACCGCCAAGAUGGAGGAGAUCACCAAAGACAUCGAGGUAAAGCUCACCACCGCAGAGCAGAAUAGGGAAAAGGAGAUACAAAAGAAAUUGGACUUUGUUAAAAAGGAGGAGCGACGCGCCGAGCUUGUGCGACAGAACAAGAACGCGCGCGCCGAGACCGAGCCUUCGCCCACCUCGGGCUAGGCGCUUCGCCCACCUCGCCCUCUGCUGCCGCCACACACAACAUACAACAACGCAACACCACACAACACAACAAUUCAACACAACAACCCAACAACUCAACAACACAACAACACAACCCAACAACUCACAAGCCAGGGACGUAUUGAUACACGAAAAUAUCAAACAAACCGUAGAAUAAAUAUAAAGUAAAAGUAAUUCAAAUAUUUGAAGCGAUUGUUCUCGAAGUUUUUUAUGUAUCAAUAUAUCCGAAUGUAUGGAGAACUGGACAUUUACUUUAAGACCUAGUAUUGCCAUGUCAGCAAAGGUCCAAGUUCGAGUAAUGAGUGAAUCAGUGACGUCACAACACACGCACUGCAGCUGCAAGGAACUGUGCUGUUCCAUUUGAGACUGAAAAUUGUGUUAUAUCUCUUAUUUAAGUUUAAUAUUCAUUUUUUUUAUUAUUUUAUCUGAAUGUUCCUAUUAUUUUAUCAUGAA